UUUUUAUUGACUUGACAUUAUUAUAAAGUUAUUUUACACACUUAAGGUCACCUUAAUGAUGUCCCAUAGGACUCUUUUUUAAAACGAGUCUGAAAGUUUUCAUGGUGAGAUCAUUUCUUUGAAAUCAUAAUACGCCUGGAUUUUAUAGGCAUCGUUAAUUUAACACUCUCAAAGUGUGGAUUAUAUAAACACUGUUAGAGUUAAUUUGGCCCUUUUUAACACUGGCGAUUUUGCUGUGUAUAAUUAUAAAGUUGUCUUUUUAUACAUCAGUUGAUGAUAAUUUACCACAGUUUCUUUUAGUUCACUUUACUAACAUAAUUUCAACUAAGACAAGUGCAAGCAAGGAUUUUCUCUUAACCUAAAAAUGCUUACUGAAAAAUGUAAAAGUAAAAACAUCCCAAGAAAAGGCAACUGUAAGAAUAUGUGUACAUUUAGAUAUAUUUCCUGCAUUAAAAAAAAACGCACAACAAAAGAUAAUUUCAUUAAAAAAAAACAGGGCCUCCGGUACUAACGUUCAAGUGAAACUCAAACUCGUCGAAGACAAGAGCAGCUGCAUGUAUCAUUUUAUGGACUGGAAUCCCUGGAGCGGCAGGCACUCGCGUUCAGACCAACCAGCGAUGACGUCACUGGAGGAAAUGGAACCUGGAGCCCCGGGCGCAGGGAACACACAACACUUCUCAAUGGACUGAAUAUAUUUGCGGAUUUAUCGUCUCACCGACUUCCAGGACCGCACUUUUCGCCUCUGGAUUACAAACUUUCAGCCUGUAUUAUUCGAAUAGCGCGUUCACCGUCACGAUCAGUGGCUGCAUUAAAGCCUAUUAGGAGCAACCACAAGUUUUAAAAGCAACUUUGCCUUCAGUUUCUCAGAUGUGGUUGUAUCGUUCGGCAUGCAGACAUAUCAUCACGAUCCGUUUUAGAGAAUCGUAGGAUAACUAACAUAUCUAAACCUUUUCGCUUUCCUCCGGAGCUCGCUGUAGCGAGUCAAACGCGCACAGAAAAGUUGUGUUGAUCGGAUUUCCAGGAGUUCGCUGUUAUGUCGGGAUGGCUGCAGCUGUCUCGAGUGGACAGGCGAGAUCUACACGCCGACUGGUAACAAAGAAAAUGUAACGAGUUUGUGCGACAUCAUAUCACUGGCGCCGAUUCCCGCGAAACGCUUAAAAAACUUGCCGUGCACUCGACGCGUGUUGAAAAGCUGGGGAAGAAAUGGAGCUCUUGGAAAACAAAGGAGGAUGUUCGACCUCGUCUGUUUAACGUGGACUGCAUACAGCCAGCCAUGAUAAACUGCAACAGGACUCAUUGUUAAUGUUGGGUCGAGUCGGUAUUGCGACCAUGACUUAGAAGAAGCGUUGUGCCGUGUGACUUUCAUGGCGAAUUGUUGUCGCAAACAUCGCGAGGCCGUGUUUAGAUAAAAACGACGACGCGAGGCGUUCAGGGCUAUUUAUACGCAAAUCGAAUCCCCUCUUCUUGGCGUGUGCAUUUCAACCCAGAAAGGCGUGAUGUCGGUGGGUGCCGCCUGCGUCCUUUUCUUGGCUUUCGUGCUGCUCGGAGGCGUGAACUCUUUGGGAGCAUCUGAAUGUAAAUCUUAUGAUGAGCGCUCCAAAAACGCAGGGAAAAGCUCCGGCGCCACGCUGGACAGGAAGGUGGUCUGCAGUAAUAUGGAGCUCCAUCAGGUGCCUGCUCCUGAAUCAUUUCCCAACAGGACAGUCUCUCUGAUUUUAAGCAACAAUAAAAUCCAGGAACUUCUGAAUGGCUCUUUCAUCGGUUUGACAACACUGGAAAGACUGGACAUAAAGAACAACAUAAUCACACAUAUUGCACCAGGAGCGUUUUAUGGACUGUUUGCCCUCAAACGAUUAGACCUGUCGAAAAACCUGAUUGGCUGCCUGCAUGUGGACGUUUUUAAAGGUCUCUCGAACCUCAUUAAACUAAAUCUUUCAGAGAACAAGUUUUCGUCACUCUCACAAGGGAUCUUUGAUAGCCUUGGCUCUCUGAAAAUACUGGAGUUUGAUAGCCCUUAUCUCCUGUGUGACUGUAACCUGCAAUGGCUGGUGGUCUGGAUCAAAGAGAAAGGGGUGGGGGUGAAGGAAACCCGCUGCUCGUUCCCUCGUUCUCUACAGGGUCAACUUAUACCCACCCUCAGACCUGAAACACUCAACUGUGAUGCUCCCCUCGAGCUCCCCUCGUUCCAGAUGACGCCGUCCCAACACCAGAUUGUCUUUCAGGGUGACAGCCUGCCGUUUCAGUGCACGGCCUCUUUCGUGGACGAGGACAUGCAGGUUUUGUGGUAUCAGGAUGGGAAGAUGGUGGAACCCGAUGCCACGCAGGGCAUCUACAUAGAGAAAAGCAUGGUGCAGAACUGCUCGCUGAUAGCCAGCGCUCUGACCAUCUCCAACAUCCAGCCGGGAUUCACUGGGAACUGGGAGUGUCGAGUGCGCACCAGUCGAGGGAACAACACUCGGACGGUCCACAUUGUGGUUUUGGAGAGUUCUGCCGAGUACUGCCUGCCGGACCGGGUGUCAAACAACAAGGGCGAUUACAGGUGGCCUCGUACACUGGCCGGCAUCACUGCGUACCUUCCCUGUAAACGUCAGGUGACCGGUGCGGGCAUCUAUUCGGGCAGCUCGGCGGAGGAGCGGCGGGCGUGGAGGCGUUGUGACCGGAGCGGGCAGUGGGCGGAGGAGGACUAUUCACGCUGCGAAUAUACCAAAGAUGUCACACGUGUGCUUUACAUCAUCAACCAGAUGCCUCUGAAUCUAACCAACGCGGUUCAGAUUGCACAGCAGCUGUUGGUUUACACCGCAGAGGCGCCCAACUUCUCAGACAAGGUGGAUGUGAUCUUUGUAGCAGAGAUGAUUGAGAAGAUCGGCAAGUUUGCAGAGAAAUACAAAGAGCUGGGAGAUGUGAUGGUGGAUAUCUCCAGUAAUUUGAUGCUGGCUGAUGAGCGGGUGUUAUGGAUGGCUCAGAAGGAGGCCAGAGCUUGUUCUCGUAUCGUCGAUUGUCUGCAGAGAAUUCCUGUUCUCAGGCUCAGUAAUGGGGCUUUGGCUUAUUCUACUAACUCUCAUAACAUUGCAUUGGAGGCUCAUGCCAUCAAAGCCAGCAGCUUCAACGGAAUGACCUGCACGCUGUUCCAGAAGGUCACGCUGGACCGCGCGGUCAUGGCCCACUUCGCCCCCAGAGACCCCGACAUCAACCCAGACCGUCAGCUCAGCUUCAAAUGCAACGUCACCAGCAACCUAUCAGCACUCGCUCUCAAAAACACCAUCGUGGAGGCGUCGCUGCAGCUUCCUCCGUCUCUCUUCUCGUCGCUGGGAAACUCGGGUCAGGCAGAGGAGGCCGUUUAUAAGCUCCACCUACUAGCCUUUCGCAAUGGCAAACUGUUCCCGCCCACUGGAAACUCCACCCUCCUGAUUGACGGCAGCAAGAGGAGAAGUGUCGUCACCCCCGUGAUUCUCACGAAGAUCGAGGGCUUCUCACUGAGGAACCUGCUGAGUCCGGUGAACACGACCAUGAGACGCUUCUUGCACGGAUCAGAUGCUGUUCCUGCCUGCUGGAACUUUAGUCUUUUGGGAGAACAGGGGGGCUGGCAGAGCGACGGCUGUCGAAUCACCCAUCAGGAUGACAACUUCACCACAAUGUCCUGCGAUUCAUUGAAUAACUAUGCGUUACUGAUGGAUCUUAACAGGACCGGGUACGGCGCGUACAGCUUUAACCCCCUUCACCCGGUUAUCUACGCCACAGCCGUCGUGCUGGUUGUCUGCCUGCUGUCUGUCAUAGUCAGUUACAUCUACCAUCACAAGUCGGCGCGGAUCAGUAAAAAGUGUUGGCACAUGCUGGUUAACCUGUGCUUGCAUAUUCUCCUCACCUGUGCUGUGUUUGUUGGCGGCAUCAACCAAACGUACAACGCGAGUGUUUGCCAAGCGGUGGGGAUAGUGCUGCAUUACUCCACGCUGGCUACGGCUUUGUGGUCGGGCGUAACCGCACGCAACAUCUACAAGCAGGUGACGCGAAAGGCCAGACGUUACGAGGAGCUGGACGAACCUCCACCUCCACCCAGACCGAUGCUGAGAUUCUACCUAAUAGGUGGAGGGAUACCGAUUAUUGUCUGUGGCAUAACAGCUGCGGCUAACAUUAAAAACUACGGCAGUCAAGCCAACGCACCAUAUUGUUGGAUGGCAUGGGAACCCAGUCUCGGUGCUUUUUACGGACCGGCAGCUUUCAUCGUUUUCGUGGACUGCAUGUACUUCCUCAGCAUUCUCAUUCAGCUCCGUCGACACCCUGAGCGCCGCUUUGAACUCAAAGAGCAGUCCGAAGAGCAUCAGCGUCUUUCUGUCACAGAAGCCACCGAAGUUACGCCCGGCCACCUGGAGUCCUCAUCUGUAGCCGUCACGCAGCAAAUGCUGAUGUCGGCUCUGGUGAACGAACAUACUUUCGCUGCUCAGCUCCUCGGCGUGGCGGGGGCUCUGUUGCUUUAUGCGGUGCUGUGGUUGUUCGGCGCCCUCGCCGUGUCCCAGGAAUAUCCGGCCGACCUGGUGUUCGCCUGCCUGUUCGGAGCUGCCGCUCUCGGCCUUGGUGCGUUUCUAGUGGCCCACCACUGCGUGAAUCGACAAGACAUGCGUCAGCAUUGGUCACGGGCCUGUUGCCUGGGGCGACGUAACUAUGAUGUAGAGGUCGACUCUCUGCUCGUGCCCAUCCCGGGGUCCAGCGGAUCCGCGUCGUCCGCCCGAGGAAACGGAGAGGCAGCAAAAUGCGCAGCCAGCAGCGCCGAAUCUUCCUGCACCAAUAAGAGCGCGCCAAGUGUGCGUAACUCCACCCAGGGCUGUAAACUGACCAAUCUGCAGGUAGAAGCUGCUCAGUGCAAAGUGGAGCCUUCGACAGCCAAUGGCGCCGCCUUACUGGACAACAGCCUGACCGAACAUUCAGCAGACAAUGAGAUAAAAAUGCACAUCGCACCUCUUGAAGUCCAGUACCGCCCAAGCUCCGUCAACAACAACCUACCGGGAACAGGCAACCUUAAUGGCCACCCCGGGCGACAUCAUAAAAACAGGUCACGGGGACACCGCUCGAGCAGGCUCACCGUUUUGCGUGAGUACUCUUUUGACGUCCCCACCAGCGUCGAGGGCAGCGUGCAAAGCGCCCCCCACAAGCGCCACCACCAUCACGACAGCAUGCAGGCGCGCAACAGCCGGCGCGCGGCGUACCUGGCGUACCGUGAGCGCCAGCAGAGCCAGUUACAACAGGACAGCAGCGACGCCAGCGCCAGUUUACCCCGCCGCUCGCGGCACCUCGACAAGGGAGGGACCAAAGGUGGACGCGUGCGCCUGGAAAACGGCUUAAGUCAAAGUUUUGGCCACGGGUUCAGCGGCAGCGUGAAAGAGUCGGGGACGGGAUCAGGGACUGAUGUCACCGGCCAAACUAAAGACUGUCCAAAACAUCCCCUCCCUAUUGAACUGGAGGUCCAGCCAAAGUCUUACGGGUUGAAUUUAGCGUGCCAAAACGGAGCUGCCAAAGACUCGGAGAGACUGAACGUGGAGACUUCGGCGAAUGUUAAGACUGGCUUGUGGAAACAUGAAACUACUGUGUAGCGAAAUUCCGACUUUUAUUCGUGUAACUGUGAAUUUUAUUGUUUUAAACGGAACAGUUUGUAAAAAUAGUUUCAAGGAGAAUUUUGCCUUUAUAUCUGAGAAAAUACAUAUAGUUUUCCACUUGGCUGUGAAUCACGAUCUUCUACAAAUGGUCUAUUUUUGUAUCAUUUAAGCCCGUUUUGUAUUUCAUUCUCGCACUGGUGAAGAUGCGUGAUGUGCCGCCACCCUUGAAAUAUAUACUGGGUUUAUCUAAUGUGUUUUCACGUAAUAAGGACGACUGUGUUCAAUCGCAGCUGUCGGCUAAUAAAAAAAUCCCUUUCACAGCCCACUUCAUCUCGUAUGUGAGCUCAAACCCUCGUGUGAGAACUUCCUCCAUGCUUUGCAGUUUCAAAUAAUUGGGAGCACGUUGUACCUUUUCAUUGAGACUUCUGGCUCUAAUUGAGGUACAGGUCUUGACAUCUAUCUGUGGUGGAACCAGUUCGAUGGGCAGUGUCAAGAAAUUGUGGGCCGCUGUCUCCCGAGCGUUCACCCACGCUGUGAUGGAUGGCUGACUCUCAGGUCGCCCUGCCUGUCAUCAUUAGUAAUGACGGGAAUAUAAUUGCUCGCCUUUCCGCCCCUCUUCUUGUCUAAGUUGCCACGAGUCUGUCGAGCUGUACAGCAGGGCGAUACAGGACCGUGUGUGUUUGAGAAAAGAAUAGCGCUUUAUUUGCACGCAUGUGCAGCUAAGAAUAGAGGAUGCUACUUUAAGCGUGUCCUUUUAACAACCAAAACGUUGCGAGUUUAUUGGUGCUAAUGAAGUCCACGGGGGCUUUUCUGUGUUAAAUUGGGCUUGAUAUCAGCUGUUUUCAACACACGAGGGAAAUUGAGAUUAUUGCUUUAACAAUGGGCUGAUGGAGACGGUUUUGCACGUGCCAGUCGCAUCCAGAAAUGAAAGUUCAUUCAUCCUCUAUUCACCCUCGUGUCAUGACAAUCCUGUAUGACUUUCUUUUGCAGAACACAAAAGAUAGUUUGAAGAAUGCUGGUAACCAAACAACCACACAUUGUGUAUGGAGACGAAACCAGAGACAUUUCUUAAAAUCUCUUCUUUUGUGCUGUGAACGAAAGAAAGUGAAUAAAUGAAUUUAGAUUUUUUUGGGGUGAACUUUCCCUUUAAGAGCCCAAAUGCACACACCAAAAACAUACACAAGAUACAAGUGCAACGUGAAUUUUCGUACACAUUCUUGUUGUUUCAUUGACCUCAUUCCCGUAUCGAGUUGUGGACUUACAGUUGGUGUCCGCUCAGUUUGUCCAGAUGGACUUUGGUUGGGUAACAUGCCCAUUUCAUGACCCAGAAAUCCACAGUAGCCGCCAUCAAAGGCCAGGGUUUAAUCUGUUAUCUAUUCUGUUUUAAAGAUGAAAAAUCAAGAGCGUUUUGUAAUUCAUUUGUGAAGGUCAUGUGAAUAUAAUUGAUUUGGAGAUUCUUGAAAGGCAUCCUAUCCAUUACAAUCAUCUGCCGCGUGUGCUUGUGGAGGACCGAGCGAUUGAACAGGAGACGAGUUGUUCUUCAUUUUCACCCCGCUAAUGAUAUAUUAAAAGCAUUUUCCUCGUUGACAGAGAUGUAUGCCGGGCCCACCUGAAUGUGACAAAAUGAAAUAAGGCUUUGCACGGAAGACUUUGUCACAGAUGACUGUUAAUAAUGGAUAUAAUGACAGUCUUACAAGAGUGCUUUUCACUCGGCUAAAGGGGAUUUCUUUUGUGUCGUCCCACGUGCCCUCUGAAAUUCAUCAGCGUUUUAUUUCUUAAUUGCCGUUGCUUAGUUUGAUCCAGAUUUAGUCUUAAAGGUCCGAUGUGUCAUUUUUUGAUCUAAUGUACAUAACUAUGUCUUCAGAGGUGUAUAAAGACCUUACGUAAUGAAGCGUUGUGUUUUUAUUACCUUAGAAUGAGUUAUGUCUAUCUACACACACCGCGGGUCCCCCAAUUCAUGUUGUUUCUACAGCAGCCCUUAACGGACAAACUGCUCUACUGAGCGCGUUUUGUAAAUACGUUAUUUCCUUCGUCAAAGAAGCAAAGACAUCUUUUUCCGUGUCAGUGCUUCGAAAGUGAGAAGGGGGGGUGGAGUGAGGUGUUGGUUGCAAUUCGCAACCUCACCACUAGAUGCCGCUACACUUCACGCUGGACCUUAACACUAGUAGGUGUUACAAAACCUGUAAUGUUUUGCCCCAAAAAUAAAAAAAAUCCAUCGUAUCACCCUCAUGUCGUUCAAAAUCUGAACGUGUCUCAGUGGUUUCGUGUCCAUACAAUGGAAGUCAAUUGUUGUUGGGUUACCAGCGUUCUUCCAAAUAACUUUUUACGUUUUGCAGAGGAAAUAAAGUCAAACAGGUUUGGAAUGACAUGAAGGCAAGUAAACAAUGAAAGAGUUUUUGUUUUGAGGUGAACCGUCACUUGUAGUUGGGUUCAGAAAAUGCCCAUGUGUAGAUCUGUAAUCUAUAGGCAAAGUAUGGCUACUUUGAAGAAGUUUUUUUUUCAAAGUUUAUUUGACCUUUUUUAGGUCAUUUUGUUUGUGUGUGUCUGAAAAGUUAUAUAUAACUUGCUGGCAAAGCUACUAUAGUAUGAAUGCAUAUCAUAGCGAAUAUAUUGAAUCAUUGCGUGUUUUGAGUUUUGGCAAGUGUGCCUUUUAAAAAGCAUCUGGCAGCGUCUUUAAGACCCGCUUCGGAUCUAAAGAUUGAGAUCUUCCGUGAAGUCACACCAUCUGUGCCUAGAAUUACUUUGAGGAGAAAAACAAACGUCUUACCUGCAGUUUACCAAUCAGUCAAAAAAGACAAAUCUAUACUAUAUCAUAUACAAGCCUUGCCUUGAAGUGUGAUGGAAUCAUAUUUGCGGUGAUAUCGUGACACACUUUAAGAUCACGGGAUGAAACCGAAUUACACAUUUGCGCUGUCAAUCUCAUUGCUCCGUAUUAAACCGUAAUGAUCUUGGGUCUGGACCAUGCAUUAGAUAUGGGAAAUUAAUGGAUUUGAAAUAAAUAAAUGAUGAGGGUAUUGAUACCAUGUUUUCUCACACAACUCCUCGACCAAAACACCAUAAACCGCUUCAUGGCGGUCCAGAGGUCAAGGACAAUAAUUCCAGGAACCUGAGACUAUUAUAGAGGUCUUGCUCCCAGAAGAUAUCACUUGAGCAUUAUGGAAAAGGAUUGAGAUCGCAGGUGUACAGACAUAUACAGUACAUGCGUGUUGGAAUUGAUUUGGGGAACUCAUUACACACGUGAUCAUUUGUUUUAAGACAGAGUGCUUGAGGUUAGAUGCUUCUGAUGGUGUGAUGAGGAAUAUUUAUGAAUAUAUGGCAACCCAACUCCUGAUGUUUCUUAUCGGUAACAUGACACAGCCCUCCAGCUAUUGUGCUGUAUAGUCUAGUUUGUUUUUUGGGGAAAGAAAUGGACCGUGCUGUCAUCGUGUCACCUAUGACCUUUAAAGUUAUUUUUAUGUGCUUUGUUGUCUGAUCCAUUACGUACACAAGAUAAUAUAUCAGACGAGUUCAAGACGAAAAAACUACGGGAGAUUCGUGUUGGUUUUGUGAGUUUUGCAUCUCAAACUGCACAGAUGGCUGUUUUGGCAUUAUUUUGGAGUGGGUGAUGAGUAAGAGGAGUGCUUGAAGUUAUCCUGUCAGACUGUUGUUAUCAUUUUUAUUAGUUAAUUCGCUGACUUUGGGUUUUUGCUGACAGUUGGAGUGAGCAUAUACGAUUUAAAGGGUUGGUUCACCCAAAAAUGAUCAUUCGUUCAUUAUUUACUCACCCUUAUGCCAUUCCAAACCUGUAUGGCUUUCUUUCUUCUGCAGAACACAAAAGAGGAUAUUUCGAAGAACGUUGGUAACCAAACAACAUUGAAUUUCAUUGUAUGCACACAAAACCAUCGAGAAAAUAUCUUUCCAUUUUAACCUGCAUCGCCCACACGAGGCUCAAAAGCUCAAUGUGGUCGACGCACUCGGUCAUAUCCAAUAAAGACCAUCUAUCAGGAUACAAAGGUUAGUAAUUCCCAUUCACUGUUGGUAUGGUAUCUUCUGAUUUAAGGGUGGUUUAAUUGAGCUUAAUAUCAGUGUUUUCACAAAGCCUUUCUUUAAACUGCACGUGGGUAUUUUGGAGUAUUUAUUUAUCUUUUCAUUCUUAAUGCCAUUCCAGCAUCUAAGGCUUCAUGUCGAGAACUAGUCAAUCUAUACACAAGUCUGUUCUUUACACAAGUAGGGGGGACAAUUUGGAAUCCUCAGUCAACGUAAUCUGCAUGUCUUUGGGUUGUGGGAGUAAACCUACGCUGAUGCAAACUCCUCACAGAAAGGCUUCACAGAAAGGUUUCAUUGGGGUUGACUGAUGCACCUUUUGUUGGCCUUUAUGACUUUAAAUCUCUUAGAUGUUCUGGCAGAGGAUUGUGGGUAAAAAACCCUAACUAAUCUUUGUUGGAUAAUUUGAUGUAGCUUUCACUUCGUCAAAAAGUGAAAUCAUCAAAACCACAGUUGAUGUUUUGAAGAAUGUUGUUCUUGGGCAUCAUUGACUACCAUAGUAGUUUUUCCUAGCGACUUUCCUACUAUAAUAGUCAAUAGUUCUCCAAAACUGUUUGGUUAAAAACAUC
This is a messenger RNA of Triplophysa rosa, 10177 nucleotides long. It is a transcript of the gene adgra3, whose product is annotated as adhesion G protein-coupled receptor A3. The transcript is spliced from 19 exons. Gene Ontology annotation, biological process: G protein-coupled receptor signaling pathway; cell surface receptor signaling pathway. The coding region runs from base 1497 to 5582 and encodes 1361 amino acids. Gene Ontology annotation, cellular component: plasma membrane; external side of plasma membrane. Lineage: Eukaryota; Metazoa; Chordata; Actinopteri; Cypriniformes; Nemacheilidae. Gene Ontology annotation, molecular function: G protein-coupled receptor activity; protein binding. The record is from RefSeq and is a predicted model, not a curated record.